AAAAGUCAGCUAACAGGGGAGCUUACACAGCUCAUUUGUCAUAUCUAAUUAAAGCAACAACCUUCAUGAAUAUUACAACGGCAUACGUCAGCCUACAAGCAACGCAUGCGCGAAAUGAAGUGAAAGCAUACGCACCAACAACAUACUCAGCGUUACCAGAAUCAAACUAUUGUCAAAAACCUUGGUGUUAGAAAGGUAUGGGAUACCUCGAAGAAUACUGCUAGUGCUCCGCAGCCAAAAAGAAACACUAAAUCUGCCUGAAACGACGCUAUAGCGAAAACGGAAGAAGAGAGAAGUGAAACCUAGCUUGAACUACACUUUUUGGAAGUCGCUCCAAACAGUUGUCAGACUCUACGCACUUGCUUCCUGUUGUCAGUGUGGCUAUUAAAUAUCCAGCGACACGAUAUAAUGUGAGGAAUAUCGUGAAAGGAUACUCAAACCAAGGGCAGGUAACAGCGUGGGACGGGAGGUGAACAACCCGGACAACCGUGUGUUUGUUUUCUACAUGAAUCUGUUGGCAGGAUGUCGCUGAGUUCAGGCGGUUGGACUCACACCCCUGGCUACACACCGGACCAGUCCGCCGCCCUCCCCAGUCACUAUGGGGCCUCGCAGUCACAACUUGGCUGCCAAACCGUCCUCAUGUCGGUUCGGGUGUCGGUGUGCCAUUCUGGUAUUCGGCCGCUGUGUCUUCCGGGGGCAGGUGAUGAGUCACUCCGCCUGCAGCUUAGCAUGGACCCGGGGAAAUCCGGGGAAUUCCGGUUGUCGCUCCAGGACAGUAGCGGGACUGGCCGGAGUGUGACCAUAGCUGAGUUUGAUUUGGGGACAGUUAACUAUGAGGUGAAGUCACCAAAGUGCCACGAACUGAGUUUGGCAGUGCCUCCACAUGACCGCAUCAGCUUCAACUUCCGCUGUGAGCAGGAGGCCCAGGAGUGGGCUACAGUUGUGAUGUCUUCAUUGAGAGAAGCACACAGAGUCGCCCCUCAAGAUAAUGGUCCACAGCGUCCCCCGGAUGGUCUCGAUCUUCAGAAAAGCUUGGCCUUGCAACGAACAGAGGAAACCUGCAUAGAGCUGACCCAAGCCAUAGAAGCAGGUGACAUGCAGUCUGCUUCUGUCUUUGCUGCCACGCUCGCCCGACAACAUGCCACGCUCAAGAUUCAGCCCUCUGCCAGAGACUAUGAAGACACAGAAAUCAACUUGGCUGUUGUAGUUGAAGAUUCUUCUUCAUCCUGUUGUGUCACUGUGAAAGUUUUCCCACAUAUGACUACUGCAGCGCUGAAACAGCAGAUGUUUCUUGAGUAUGGCUUUCACCCGUGGGUGCAGCGCUGGGUGAUUGGCCAGUGUCUAUGCACCAACCAGCGCUCUCUGGCCUCUUAUGGGGUUCAUCAGGACGGUGACACAGCCUUCUUGUACCUCCUGUCAGCCCGUCAUGCUCGCUUGACCCUCCAAGUCCUCCAGCAGGACCAGGAGAGUGCCCUCCUUCUCAGUCCUCCAUCUCUGUCUCUCCCCACUCCUCCCAUCUCUGCUACCUCUGCAAAUGGCCCCUCAUCUCUAGACCGGAGGCCUUACACCACCCUGCCUCCGACACUCCAUACCAGCAGCAAUACUGGUGUGUCAGAGAGAGGAAACAUCUGUGAGAUCAGAGAUCUCAUCAAGCUAGAGAUGCCUCAGCUCAAUGAAGCACUGAGCCCCAACACAGCCUCCACCCAGGGCUGGUCGUGCCCUUCUUGCACUUACAUUAACAAACCAACACGGCCGGGCUGUGAGAUCUGCAGUACAAACCGCCCUGAGAACUACGUCAUCCCAGGCGGAUAUCGACCUGACGCACUGGAACUCAGACGGAUCCAGCAGGAGAAGGAGGCUAUCAGACAGUACCAGCAGGCAAGGGAAGAGGAGCGCAGGGAGAAUUUUGCCCGGCUGGUGAUGAUGGACGGUCAGGAACUGCUACCUAACCCAGAGUCUGUGGACUGUAGGAUCUGCUACAUGGACCUGCAGCCUGGAGAGGGGGUCCUACUGAGGGAGUGUCUCCACUGCUUCUGCAGGGAGUGUUUACGCUCAGUCAUCAUGCUGAGUGAGGAGCCGGAGGUGUCCUGUCCCUACAGAGAUGAUACUUAUUCCUGUACCUGCUCCCUGCAGGAGCGGGAGAUCAGAGCUUUGGUGUCAGUAGAGGAGUAUGAGCGCUGGCUGCAAAGAGGUCUAUCAGUGGCAGAGUCUCGAUGUGAGGGCAGCUACCACUGUGCCACUCCAGACUGCCUGGGCUGGUGUGUGUACGAGGACACAGUCAAUGUCUUCCACUGCCCCGUCUGCAGGAAACACAACUGCCUGAUUUGCAAGUCUAUUCAUGAAGGAAUGAACUGUAAGCAAUACCAGGAUGAUCUUGCAGCCCGCGCUAUAAAUGACUCUGCUGCCAGGAGGACAACACAUCUACUCAAGACUCUUGUGCAGUCAGGGGAGGCAAUGCACUGUCCCCAGUGUGGCAUCAUUGUGCAGAAGAGGGAUGGAUGUGAUUGGCUGCGCUGCACUGUCUGUCACACUGAGAUCUGCUGGGUAACCAGAGGACCCCGCUGGGGGCCUUUGGGUCCUGGAGACACCAGUGGAGGAUGUCGCUGCAACGUCAACAAUCAGAAAUGUCAUCCUAAAUGCCAAAACUGUCACUGAGAAUCUCAAGAGUGGUCAGAUUGUAGUAGGUAAUGAAAGACUCAAAUUGAAAUAGACUAUUCUCUAAAAUAGAGAAAAGAGGAUUACAGUGAAUUAAAAAAAAAAGUAUAUUUAAGCAAAAACUGACUGUGCAGGAUCGUUAGAUACAAUGCUUCCUCUUUGUUAUAACUAAAGACAUUCUCAAAUUCCUCUCAGUAAUCAGAAUAACAAAUUAAUUUAUGUUGACAUUUAGCUCUGCCUCUCACAGACAUGGAAAAGCAUGAAUGUGUGAUUUUUAACAAGACUGUUCAAUAUAAAUUAAAUUAUCACUUCUCACUGUAACGAUGAUAAGGGUGGUUAGAAGCAUGCAGGGAAAGAGUAUUAACUUGUAUUGCACGUGGUGCAUUUUUAAAUGAUAAACACAGGUGUGUUGUUUUCUGCUUUGGUAGGUUACAUACCAGGAUGCAUUACAUUAAACUGAAGUGGCCUUAUUCUUGUGCACAAAAGCUGUAUCAGGGUGUUUAUGAAGUUUUCUGAGAAACGUGACAAAAAUCCUUGUCCUUGAUAUGCAAUUUUUCUGCAUAGAGAUAAAUCGAACAAGUGUAUGGAGUUAUAUAUGGUUAUAUAUGUUGUGCCUGUGUGAUAGUCGGACUGCAUGUGCGUCUUGCCGCCAAAGAGAAUGUGUCUGAUUGUUAAUCUGUUGUUUAACCACCUGACUUUGAGUGGAACCAGGCUGUUUGUGAGUUGAUCACUCACAUGCUUCUGUAUUUAACAAGCAGUGCAGCUCGUGCCUGGGGUGCAGAGGUCGCUGAGGUACUGCUGACCAGCUGUGUAUUGUGUGAUAACAAAAUCAAUAAAUAGCAGAGUGUAUUGAUUAAUAGUCAAAUGUUAAUUGCAAUACUUGAAUACUUUCUGUAAGAGAAGGUACAUUUUGUCGAUAAGCUCAUAUUCCUGUGCAGGAACGCAAAUAUGAUAGGGUGCAUAUGGUGACAUUAGUCAGCAUACUUAACAGCUUUUUUAAUUAUCCAUGGUAAUAUUUGGAAUAUUUUCUAAUUAUUCUAUGCAUGAAUUUGUUAUUCUAAUACAUUAAUGGAAUUCAAUAACGUAUCCUGUAUGACUUUGCCUAGCCUCACCAACUGUACUCUGUUACCCAGAAAAAAAAGAUAAAUUCCAAAUACCGGACUAUGCCCUCGACUACACUACUGCCCUGCACUGACAAGCCAUGAAGAAGUUUUCACUGUUACUUGUGUUGAAAUAUCAGCUCUGUGUUGCUGAUGUACCGUUGUGCCUUAAUUAUCAAUAAAUACCCUUUAAACUCUCAAA
Siniperca chuatsi (mandarin fish) is the source of this 3957-nucleotide messenger RNA. RefSeq names its product sharpin and rbck1 related (gene shrprbck1r). The transcript is spliced from 14 exons. Lineage: Eukaryota; Metazoa; Chordata; Actinopteri; Centrarchiformes; Sinipercidae. Gene Ontology annotation, molecular function: ubiquitin-protein transferase activity; ubiquitin binding. The record is from RefSeq and is a predicted model, not a curated record. Bases 523 to 2655 code for a protein of 710 amino acids. Gene Ontology annotation, cellular component: LUBAC complex. Gene Ontology annotation, biological process: proteasome-mediated ubiquitin-dependent protein catabolic process; protein linear polyubiquitination; positive regulation of canonical NF-kappaB signal transduction.